This is a messenger RNA of Fusarium vanettenii 77-13-4, 4578 nucleotides long. RefSeq lists its product as uncharacterized. The record is from RefSeq and is a predicted model, not a curated record. The transcript is spliced from 2 exons. Bases 1 to 4578 code for a protein of 1525 amino acids. Gene Ontology annotation, molecular function: protein binding. Lineage: Eukaryota; Fungi; Ascomycota; Sordariomycetes; Hypocreales; Nectriaceae.
AUGGCCGACAGUCGUCGGAUAGAGUGGUUUCUCGGCAGAGCUGGACUUCUCCCACCACCACAGCAGAUCCCAAGCUUGGUGGAACCUCCCGCUCAAGACUAUGAGCCAUUCGUCAAGGCCAAUCGAGAUGCAGCUCGUCAGCUUCUCGUUCAGCAGCGGAUGGCUGAUCCCAGCUAUCGGCCACCUUCAGAGCAGAAGCGCAACCUCUUCAGGACCAAGCAUCAGAAGGAAGAGGCGACCAAUCACGCCCACUGGACUUUUACCAAGCAUGAAGUCGCGAGGGCGUUUGAUUUGCUGCUUUCUACUGAGCCUUUGGCAGCUGCUGGCGUUGCUCAGGCUUUGCUGCUGUAUACGACCUUGACUUCGCUUGAUGAGCUAUGGGGUCACUUGCAUGACCCGAGGCUCGAGAAGAAGAUGAAGAGAAAUCGGUUGUCUUCAUCAAUGGCAGAUUCUUUCCCUCCAGGAAUUACCUGGCUAGACAAGGCGGCUUCUCACGACAACAUCAGCUACAUUCAUCUGCUAUGUCAAACUCGAGUCAGCCAAGAGGCUUUGACUCGAGCAUUCGGCAUUUCCUUGUCAAAAUCAUCAGCAGACGCCAUGAGGCUUCUACUGAGCUACGGCGCCGCUGCAUCAUCUUAUCCAGAUGUCGUCGCUCAACAUAUCAAGAUUGGCGAUAUUGCCCUCGUGAGCCUCCUGUUGUCGGCUCCAACGGCCAUGACGACUGGAGCUUGGCUCGAGUGUCUCGAGAAAGACCUUGCUGGUGCGAUAGCAGGAACAGGCUUUUCGCUUGAGAUUCUGAUGUUGUGCGUUGCGAAUCGACGAGACCUCGUCUGUGACUCUUUGCUCCUCGCGACUCUUCGUGCACAGAGUCUACAGGCUUUGGCUGUUCUUCUGGCUUACGCGAGCUCCAACGACAAAUUUUUCGGUGUACGAGAGAGCGCUUGUGAACUGGCCACUUUGGUACCAGAUUCAACUCAAAAGCUUUCGUUCUUCACGUUGCUCGCUGAAGCCAGCCUGGUCGGAGAUUAUCCCACCCUCCGUGAGGAGUUGGUCAAGAGUGUCAAAGCUCAUCAGAUACCCCUUGCAAAACUCCUCGUCGGAGCUGGUGUCAGUGUCGACGUCCCACCUCACAACGCCCUGCAAUGGGCCAUCUCACAGAUGGACUUUGUCAUGGUGGAGUUGCUUAAGAACGGGGCUUUCUCUUCACCUGUUGCACUCGCCCUGAGCUACGUGCCCGAGUCAACCUCUGAGACGGACAUGAUCCAUCUCAUGGACAUUUUCGGUCCCAUGGGAGUUUCUGGAGAGCACCUCGAUGCUCACUUGGUUCGCGCUGUUCGAAACAAGCAUUUGAGGUUGGUUGAGACACUGGUGCGUUGUGGAGCGUCUGUCGAGUAUGAACAAGCCUCUGCUAUACAAAGUGCCCUCGAAGCUGUGGACUUUGAUAUGCUCAAGGCGCUUCUACAACGAAAAUGCUCUCCAGAGAUUCUGUCGGCCGCUAUCCCAGCCGCAAUGGGCAUUCUGCCCAGGGAUAGUCGACUCAAAGCAUUGAAAUCCAUCUUGCAGAAGGGAGUGCAUAGCCAAGUCCUUGGGGCUCCCCUGCAGCAAGUGGUAUCUGAGGAUGGAGACAUUGACUCAGACCUCAUUCAGCUGUUUCUCGAGUAUCAUGCUCCUGUUGACUUUUCCAACACGGCUGAUGGUAACCCAGUGCUGGUCGCGGCACGACGAGGCAACUUUUCAGUCCUUCAGACGCUCUGCGCUGGAGGACCACGAACCGAAACCUUGUCUGUUGCCGUCCCUAUUGCUUUCAAGGCCAUGGAGAAAUUCGGCUACGAUGCGGCUCUCUCCAUGAUCACACUACUCCUUAAAAAAGGAGCAAACGGUAAAGCCGUUGAUCAGACUUUGCUGGAAGCGUCGUCAAAGGACACUCGGCUAGAUAUUGUCCGUGUUCUAGUCCAGCAUCGUGCCAACGCAAACUAUGCUUCCGGCGUGGCAUACACCAACGCGGUUGAGAGGGGAAACUUUGAUCUGUUGGAGAUCCUGUGCUCCGGAUGUCCUCCAAGUCCUCAGAGUCUUAGCGUGGUCUUCCAUACAGCAAUGAUGCCAGAAUACUACAACUUGAAAACAAUCGAGUUCCUGCUAGACUCUGCACCUUCAUCGCAUCUACUUCAAGCCACCGCAAGUAUGGAAGGCGUUCUGAGAGGUCACCCGAACCUGGCUGAGGUUACGCCUUGCCUGGUACGACAUGGUCUCAGUGUUGAUAUUGGAGGUGGAAUGCUACUCUGCACCGCCGUCCAAGAAAAGGAUGUCGCUCUUCUUAGCAUACUUGUUUCCUCGAAGCCUCAAACGGCAUCUUUAGCUGCUGCAUUCCAGGAAGCUAUCACUGUCGAGCCUAGAGAUGUCAAGUUGGACGUCAUGAAGCUGCUUCUGGAAGCCGCUACCUCGGCCGAGAUUGGACAGUCUGAAUAUCUUCCCCGAGAGACAAAGACCGCAUUGUCUGGCGACCUUGCCGGACUUGAGCUUCUGCUCAACCACAAGGCUUCGGUUGAUGUCCAAGAUGGGCAAGCCCUCCAAGAAGCCGCAGUAGAAGGUGUGCCCGAGGUCUUGAAGGUACUCCUUACUGCCAAACCAACUGCUUUGACUGUUGAGAAGGCUUUCAUCGUGGGUAGCUCAUCUCCUGUGGCUUCACAUACAAAGGCUGUCAUCUUGGGACACUUGCUCCGAACGGACCAGGUAUCAGUGGAUGCAAUAUCCAAGGCUCUGACUGAGGCUGUUUCCAAGCACCCAGAUGACAUUCUUCUUGCCAAGUUGCUACUAUCUUAUCAUGCCAAGGUUGAGAUCGACACCCUCAAGAUGGCGCUGGAAUCAUCUCCCGUCGACAUGUUUCUGUCACUCUCACGAAACAUCACAGAACCGGCCAUUGCAAAGGAGCUUUUUCGGCACGUUAGAAACACCGACAUCGACUCUGAGAGGAGAUUCAUUGCUUAUCAGUCUCUCCUGGACAAGGAGAUCCAUGCCGAUGAGGUUUCUGAAGCCCUUCUUGAUUCUAUCAAGUCUGAUCCUGACAACCUGGAUACUCCGAACCUUCUGCUGGAUCACGGUGCUGUAGUCAACUACAAGGAUGGGGCAGCCUUUACCAUGGCAUUUGAGUCCACCAACCUCAAUCUUGUGCGAGCAUUAAGUCAGCAUCUCGUCAAGGCUGAUGAAAGCGCAGCAACUCUCGCAUUCGACUACGUGUCAAACAACUCCUCAUUUGACUCAGAUGUUCGACUCGAGAUUUACAGCUGCUUGCUAGAGUUCACUAUCAGCAAGAGGUCUCUGAAUAAGGCUCUUAUCGGGGCUUUGGAGAGUACUGCCACCAACACCGCCAUCGUGAGCAAGCUCGUGGAGCAUGGAGCAGACCCCAACGCUGAAGAUGCCAAAUGCUUCAUUCUAGCGUGCAAAAAGAACUCGCGAGACGAGUUUAGAGCUCUCAGCAAGCAUGCAGAUCUGGCUGUAGUUCUUUCUGCUCUUCUAGACCACGUCAAGGAGGAGUUGGAAGUCAUGAACUGGCUUAUCCUCCUCUUUGAAGAACAGCCCGAGGGAACAAAGGUUCAGGAAGAUGAAGUGCUGUUCAAGUGCAUGCGCAAGUUCCCACAGGGGACUGUUGUCUUGGGCUUUUUGCUCGACCAUGGAGUCCCUGCUGCAGCCAAGAUCAUCUACAAUCUCCGACCAAUGUGGGAGCCAGAAGAAUGUACAGCUCUUAUGUGGGCUAUUUCUUCUUCUCUCAAGAUUGAUAACGCCGUUAUUAUCCGUCUGCUGCAGAUGGAGGAUGCAGCUUUGCCCACGUAUGUGACACCACAGUCGCAAAUGUCGGCAGUUUUCCUUUGUCUGCUCGAAAAGUCACGAACUCCCGUAUUGAAGGCUCUCCUUGAGCUCGCACCGGGCGACAUGUUCAACAGCACUGUUUCGGGCUCAAACUUUAGCAAGAUUGCUUGUUAUCCCAAGAAGCCCAAGGCCCAGUUCCAAUCCCUUUUUGAAGAGGAGGAUGAGAUUUCUCCCCGAGAGGCUGCUCUCUUCCUGGGUAACCUUGAUGCCUUCAAAUUGCUCGCGGGUGAAGGCACCCCAGACGAUGGAACGCUCCACUUGGCCUCGCUCUUGGCUCUUCCCGACUUUGUAACAUGGCUUUUGGAGACGCACGACGCAAACUACGAGGAAGAGAACUUUGGCUUCAUGGUACCCUUGGGUUUGGCAUGUUUCUCCAAGCCAUUUCCAUGGUGCAAGAUCGCCAACGAAGAAUCUGACUGGAACCUCCGCCUUCGAGAAACGAUGAAGAUUCUAAUCGCCAAGACACGAAAGACAUGGCGGUACAGAGAAAAGCUAGUUCUCCACAUGGCACUGGAGAACGGACCCGAGGUGACAAAGGCGAUGCUCGACGCGUUGGAUAUUCGCCAUGAGGCGGACAAGGAUAAGACGUAUCUGUAUACUGACAGAACCGGGUUGCAUUACUCGCCUUGUGAGUAUGUGGAGGAGUUUAUUGAGGUUGGAGAUAAGCAGAAGAAGAAGCUGCUUAAGUGUUUGACGGGACAGGGGUUGACUUGA